Dromiciops gliroides (monito del monte) is the source of this 1375-nucleotide messenger RNA. It is a transcript of the gene ENKUR, whose product is annotated as enkurin, TRPC channel interacting protein. The transcript is spliced from 5 exons. The record is from RefSeq and is a predicted model, not a curated record. NCBI's taxonomy places the organism in Eukaryota, Metazoa, Chordata, Mammalia, Microbiotheria, Microbiotheriidae. Gene Ontology annotation, molecular function: calmodulin binding. Bases 359 to 1129 code for a protein of 256 amino acids. Gene Ontology annotation, cellular component: acrosomal vesicle.
CUGCAAGAGAGGAAAGAACCCUCCUGCUUUCUUUUCUUCCCCCUUCCACUCUGUUACCGGGUAACGGUUUCCAUGGCAACCUCCAGGUCAACAACACCGAGCCCCCUAGAAGAGUGCAGCCACAGCUAGAACUAUAGGAGCGGGGCGAGGGAGCAGCGGAGGCCGGGCGACGUCUGAGCUAGAGAGGGCACGAGGGAAGGGGAAGGGGGCUCACUCAAGGAGGGCAUAGGGGAAGAAAGAUAGCAGGGAAGGGAGGCGGGGGAGAAACUGACGGAGGCCACAAUAAGGGGGAACAGAAGCGGGUCGGAGUGCCGAGAAACUUGGAGGAGAGGGGGGUGUGCGGAGUCAUUUGGUGGCGAUGGAUUCCCUGUGCCCUCCCGAGAGCAUUUAUAACCUCAUACCCUCCGACCCGAAGAUCCCUCCCAAGCCUUCUAGGUAUGUAUCCAUAUUUAAGACAACUGUGAAAAAUGAGUUACAAAAAGGAAAAGCUGCGUGGAAAACCAUGGGACCGGCAAAAGUUGAUGUGCCUUCCCCAAAAGACUUUCUCCAGAAACGUCCAAAGGCACCAAAGCCACCUCCCAGUGACAAAAAGCUUGAUAAGAAUGAAGUAAGAAAACCUCCUGUCCCACUGAGGAGUGAUCAUCCAGUUAUGGGAAUUCAGAGUGGAAAAAACUUUAUAAACACAAAUGCAGCUGAUGUUAUUAUGGGGGUGGCCAAGAAGCCCAAACCCAUUUAUGUUGACAGAAGGACUGGAGACAAACAUGGCCUGGAACUUUCAGGACUUGUUCCAAAAUACAUCAAUAAAAAGGAUUAUGGCGUUAUUCCUGAAUAUAUAUGUAAGCGAAAUGAGGAAGUUAAAAAAAUACAAGAAGAAUACGAUAACUAUGUGCAGGCGAAUCUGAAGAAGGCAGCCAUGAAACGUCUCUCUGAUGAGGAGAGAGAUGCUGUUCUUCAGGGCCUGAAAAAGAACUGGGAAGAGGUGCAUAAGGAAUUCCAGUCCCUUUCUGUAUUUAUCGACUCCCUACCCAAGAAGAUCCGCAAGCAAAGACUGGAAGCAGAGAUGAAACAACUGGAACAUGACAUUGGUGUAAUCGAAAAGCAUAAAGUCAUCUAUAUUGCCAAUAAGUAAUGAAAAAUUGGUAGAUUAUAAUCAUUUUAAGUCACAACAGUACAAGGUAGAAAAAUAAAAUGAAAUUAUAACAUGCUAUUCAAAGGAAGAAAAAUAGUACUAAGAGAACAAAGCAGUAGACUUAAAAUUAAUACAUUCUUAAGUAAUGUAUAAAGAAUAAUGUGAAUUGCUCACUUUUAUGAGAUUUUUUUUUACCAGUGUAAAGAUUUCCAAGUAUGAACAAAUUAAAUUUUAAUGUUCUUUUUA